Lathyrus oleraceus (garden pea) is the source of this 1107-nucleotide messenger RNA. RefSeq lists its product as uncharacterized. The coding region runs from base 1 to 1107 and encodes 368 amino acids. The transcript has 4 exons. Lineage: Eukaryota; Viridiplantae; Streptophyta; Magnoliopsida; Fabales; Fabaceae. The record is from RefSeq and is a predicted model, not a curated record.
AUGUCACAAACUUCUAUCUCCAUUCCAAGCAAAUCCUCCAAAGAGAAAUCAAACCCUAAAAGUAUUGGCACUGAGAUAGAUCUCUUUGAUGUCAUUACUGAUGUUGUUCCCCUCUCGAUCGUUCAUGUCCAUGCAACUCCCAUGAGAAAGGCUAGAACUUCAUCUUCAAGGAAAGGCAAGCCUACUAAAGUAAGUACCUCAUCCAUUCCCUCAAUAACUGCUAGAAAUAUGAAUGAUCCUAAACCCCUAACUAUUGUGAAGAAACCCAUGUCCAUGACUAUCUUAGGGAUUAAUCCCAAGAUAAAUCUUGUGCUUGAUGUCUCCACAUCCUUGGCCCAACCAGAUAACAAUAUUGAGAACCCCAAAGACAAACUUGAUGUGGAUGCACCCACUCUGUCUCCUGAAAAAUCGCAAGAUAAAGAAAGGUCUGAAGAUAUGACUAAUGAGCUAGGUAACAAAGAUAAAAACCAUGUUGGUCAACCCACUGAAAUUGUUAACAUUGAGGAACUGGACUCUGAUGAUAUUCCUAUUGGAAAAGGCCAACUUGUUGGCUCCUCCAGCACUCCCUCCAAAUCUGUCAAGAACAAAACUAGUAUUGAUCCCACUAAAAAAUGGAGCAAGGUGGUGACUCAUGACAUCAUCUCUACUUCUAGAAAGCAAGCCCCUGGGAAGAAGAUACCAGCUAAUAUUUCUGAAGUUCCACUUGACAACAUUUCUUUUCACUCUGUUGAAAAAUGGAAAUUUGUUUAUCAAAGAAGGUUAGCACUGGAAAGGGAAUUGGGGAAGGAUGCUUUUGAAUGUAAAGAGGUGUUGAGUCUGAUUCAAGAAGCUGGUUUAAUAAAAACUGUAACAAGCUUUGGCAAGUGCUAUGAAAUGCUUGUAAAAGAGUUUAUUGUGAACAUCUCCAAGGAGUGUGAUAACAAAAGGAGAAGGGAAUUCAGAAAAGUGUAUAUCAGAGAAAGACAUGUGAAUUUUUCUCCUAAAAUAAUUAACAUGUUCUUGGGAAUAAAUGAAGAAGAACAAGCUAAAAUUGAAGUCUCUAACAAUGUCAUCUGCAGGGAGAUUACUGCUAAGCAAGUGAAGGAAUGGCCAAGGAAGGGGAAAUAG